Molecule: messenger RNA, 6644 nt
Organism: Episyrphus balteatus (marmalade hoverfly)
Lineage: Eukaryota; Metazoa; Arthropoda; Insecta; Diptera; Syrphidae
Gene: garz
Product: Golgi-specific brefeldin A-resistance guanine nucleotide exchange factor 1
Exons: 9
Coding region: 196-6165 (1989 amino acids)
Biological process (GO): regulation of ARF protein signal transduction
Molecular function (GO): guanyl-nucleotide exchange factor activity
Source: RefSeq, a predicted model, not a curated record
CAUUAAACGUCAUCAAACGCUAAAAGUCUGUCGUCGUUGAGUCCACUUGUCAAAACGAAAAAAAAGGAAAUAUUUCAUCAAAGAAAUAAUGGAGAACAUAAAUUUAUAAAAAAAUUGAAUUGCAACAUACAAAAUUUUAACCAAAUUACUUUAUAAAACGAUAGAACUCUACAAAAUAUAGUGAAAUAUUUAAAAAUGUCUCUUCCUGGGAAUGGAAUAUUCGUCGUGCGUGGCGAAAUGUCCACAAUGAUGACGGCUAUGAGAAGAGGAAGUCGCUGGAGCUCCACAUCAUACGUGGAUGAAGAAAAAGAUGGUCUUAUGAAAUUGUUUGUUGAUCUUAAACAAGUAAUGAAUCGCAUCGAGGACUUGAGACUUAUCGAUCCAAAUGUCUUUCUGGCCCCAUUUUUGGAAGUUAUUCGCUCCGAGGAAACAACUGGUGCUGUUACCAGUUUGGCUCUGGUUGCAAUCAAUAAAUUUUUGUCGUAUGGAUUAAUUGAUCCCACACACCCGACACUUGCAGUUACUGUAGAAAGCAUAGCUGAUUCUGUAACACAUGCAAGAUUCCUUGGAACAGAUCAAUCAUCUGAUGGUGUAGCACUUUUUAGGGUAAUUGAAGUCUUGCACACACUAAUGCGUAGUCCGGAAGGAAGUGCACUGACCAAUGAGAGUAUUUGCGAAAUGAUGCUGAGUUGUUUUAAAAUUUGUUUCGAACCCCGUCUUAAUGAACUAUUAAGACGUUCUGCUGAACAGGCUCUGAAGGAUAUGGUCCUUUUGCUUUUUAUUAGACUGCCUCAGUUUGCUGAAGAGCGCAAUGAUGCUGGUUUGUUAAAAAAGUUCAAGAUGAUGGCUACUUCCAUUGACGAAAAUACCAAAAAAACUAAAAGCAAACAUAUUCCAAAAUUUACUCAAAUUCCUCGCAUAAAUGCAAUGAAGAAUGAAGAACAAAAGGCAGUGCCGCAAGUAAAUGUGGAGGACCCCCAGAGCCCUGGAAGUUUGACUGCAACGCUAAAAGUUCCUCCAUUGGCUACAACCCCCGCUUCUCCAGUUGGAAAUAUUCUUGAUAUGCAAGGAAAACUCACACAAACUCCAACAACAACUUUAGCUAUAGAUGAAGACACUUCGAAUACAUUCAAUGAGAAUAAUCCAGACUUAGAAGCGGUUGAACAAAUUAAUGUUGGAGAAAACAAAAGUGAAGUAACAGUGAGCCUUUUAGAUGGUGCAAAUGACAAACAGGAAGAUAAUGAUUAUGUGAACAGUGUUGGAGUGAGGUUUACUCAACAAAGUUCAAUUGAGAAUGAAGGGGUGAAUCCUUUAUUGCCAUAUGGCCUGCCUUGCAUUCAAGAGCUAUUGAGGUUUUUAAUUUUGCUUUGCAAUCCAUUGGAUAAGCAGAAUACAGACAUAAUGGUCCAUAUGGGGUUGAGUUUGUUGACUGUGGCAUUUGAGGUGGGUGCUGAUAAUAUUGGAAAGUAUGAAACUCUGAUGGAACUGGUUAAAGAUGAUUUGUGCAGGAAUCUAUUUGCACUUAUGAAUUCUGAGCGCCUAUCGAUUUUUGCUUCAGAUUUACAAGUUUGCUUUCUUCUGUUUGAAUCGCUCCGUGAUCAUUUAAAAUUUCAACUUGAAGCGUACUUAAAAAAACUUUCCGAUAUAAUUGUCAGUGAUAAUCCAAAAACACCAUAUGAAAUGCGAGAGCUGGCGCUAGACAAUCUUCUGCAACUUUGGCGUAUUCCAGGUUUUGUGGCUGAACUUUACAUAAACUACGAUUGUGAUUUAUACUGCAGUGAUCUAUUUGAAAACAUUACUAAUUUGCUCUCAAAAUAUACAUUAUCUGCAACAAAUGCCGUUUACAGCACUCAUUUGCUCUCAAUGGAUACCCUAAUCUCAAUAAUUGAAAUAAUUGAAAGAAACUGUGUUGCUGCUAAAAGUGGAGGAGGUGCAAAUGCCCCUCUUCCGUCAUCUAAUAGACAUUCACGUCAAAACUCUGGACUAGAGGGCAUAGUAGUCGAACCAAAUUUUAACGAAUCUGAUUCUUCUAUGGUUGUCGAGAAUAUUUCUAAAUUUAUAAACAAUUCAACACGCAUAAGAACUCAUUCAAGAUCACAACAAAUAUCAAAAGAACAACUUGCCGAUGUAAAAAAUAAAAAAAGAGUUCUCACACAAGGUACUGAACUUUUUAAUCAACGCCCGGAAAAGGGUAUACAAUAUUUACAAGAGAACGGCAUAUUAAAUACUGUUCUCGAUCCGAAGGAAGUUGUACUCUUGCUGCGAGAGAAUCCUGGUUUGGACAAAAAAAUGAUCGGCGAAUACAUUAGCAAAAAGAAAAAUGUCGAAAGUAAAAUUCUACAGAACUUCGUAGAAAGCUUUGAUUUUACUGGACUUCGGGUUGAUCAAGCGUUACGUUUGUAUUUAGAAACUUUCCGUCUGCCUGGAGAGGCUCCAUUAAUAUUUUUAGUUCUCGAACAUUUUGCAGAUCAUUGGCAUAAACAAAAUAACGAACCUUUUGCCAACACGGAUGCCGCAUUUAGUUUAGCUUAUGCUAUUAUUAUGUUGAACAUGGACCAGCAUAAUUCUAAUGCGAAGCGACUUAAUGUUCCAAUGACACCCGAAGAUUUUUUUAAGAAUUUACGUGGACUCGACGGAGGUAAAGAUUUCGAUCAGGAAAUGUUGGCCAAAGUGUUUAGUUCCAUUAAAAAUGAAGAAAUUGUCAUGCCGGCAGAACAAACAGGCAUCGUUAAGGAAAACUAUCAAUGGAAGGUACUUUUGCGACGCGGUGUUGGUGCAGAUAGUGUUUUUAAUCAUGUACAAGAUUCUGCAUAUGACAAGGAACUCUUUAAAAUUAUUUGGGGUGCAUCUCUCAGUGCCCUCAGCUUUAUGUUCGAUAAAAGCAACGAAAAUGGGUAUCAGCGUACUUUAGUGGGCUUCACAAAAUGCGCUGGCAUAGCAGCCUUCUAUAAUCUUCACCAAGAUUUCGAUGCUCUUAUACUUACUUUAUGUAAAUUCACUUCAUUGCUCAACAUACAAACAGAUACAUCGAACGAUAUUGCUUUCGCUGUAAACUUUGGUUUGAAUCCCAAGGCACAGGCGGCGAUUAAAGCCGUGUUCGGUUUGGUCCACGAUUAUGGUGAUUGUUUGCGUGAAAGUUGGAAAAAUGUUCUUGAUAUUCUAAUACAACUAUUUCGCUUGAAGUUGCUACCUAAAUCUUUGGUUGAAGUCGAAGAUUUUUGUGAGCCAAGCGGCAAGUGUACAUUGAUUCUAGAAAAACCAAGUCAAAAACCUGAAUCCGGCUUAUUUAGCAGCCUCUAUUCAUAUCUUAGCUCAGAAGGACAACGCGAGCCAACAUACGAAGAACAAGAAUUUAUCAAAAUCGGCAAGAAGUGUGUUAAGGAAUGUCAACUUGAUCAAAUGAUUCAAGAAUCCAAGUUCGUACAAUUUGAGUCACUGCAGGAUUUGCUAAAGUGGGUGUUGGCUCUAAUUAAACCACCAAGUGCUCACAAAUCCGCUGGUUUACCAUAUUCUGAAGACGUUGUUGUUUUUUGGAUGGAGUUUAUGGUUAAAAUAGUUAUUCAUAAUAGAGAUCGUAUGAUUCCGCUUUGGUCGUCCGUACGAGACCAGAUGUAUCUUCUUCUUAUGAGUGGAUCAUCCUUUGGAUACGAAUAUUUACUUAAUAGAAGUACUGUAGCCAUCUUGAAGUUGGCCAUCUAUUUGAUGCGUAACGAAGAAUUAUGUCCCGUUGUACUACAGAGUUUAAAAAUGCUUCUCAUGUUGAAACCAGAUGUGAUAUUUAAAAUUUCCAAGCAAAUUUCUAUUGGAAUUUACGAGUUGCUUAAAACAAGCGCUCAGAAUAUACAUACUGAGCUAGACUGGCAGAUUAUUUUUACAAUACUAGAGUGUGUUGGAGCCGGAGCAGUUCCACCGGAAUUCGAAGACGUACUUCCACCUCCUGGAACGAAAUCUGAUGGAGCUUUGAGCAGUGAAGAAGACUCAGGUCUUGCUGAUCGCGGUUACAUAUCAGAUACAGAAGUGACUUUGAAACAACAAAUGCAGCAAGUCAACUCAACUAAUAGUUCUCCAUUUCCAAGCCCCUCAGCAGAAAAUUGGAUACUGGUAAAUAAGGAUACCGAUCUUACAAUGAAUUCCAGGCCACAAUCUCCACCUCAACCGAAUUGUUUGCUAUUCCCGUGCAAGUUGGUGGAGCACUCACCAUUUGCACUGUUCAAAUGUUGGGAUAGUUUAGCAUUUAUUGUACGUAAUGUUGCUCACAUUACUCCAUACAACUUUGAAUCCUGCGUACGAUGUAUUCGAACUUUUGUAGAAGCCUGUAGAGAUGGUGGAUUGAAGACUCGUAAGAAGAAUGCUAAACCAGAACAGUACAAGAAAAAGUCAAUGAAAAAGGAAAAACGAGCAGUAGAUCAAAGCAGUGAUAGCGAAGAUGGGGAACUCUGUCAGCGUUAUGAGACAUUGUCAAUACAGCUUUUGGAUUUAAUGUAUACUUUAUACACACGAACUGCGCAAAUUUUUCGCUGGUGGGCAGAAGAAGGAUGUGCUGUACCUCAAUGUUCAGCUUUAUGGGCACAAGGCUGGUGUCCAUUAUUGCAAGGAAUAGCCCGUUUAGCUAUGGAUCGUCGAAGAGAGGUGAGAACGUAUGCCAUUUCAUGUUUGCAGCAGAGAGCUUUGCUUGUUCAUGAUUUGCAAACUCUCAGUGGAGCUGAGUGGGCGAGUUGUUUUAAACAAGUACUUUUUCCGCUACUCAACGAACUUUUGCCAGAAAGUAAUUCUAUAAACGGAAUCGAUAAAAUUCUAUUAGAAGAGUCCCGUAUCCGAACAGCCACCAUAAUGUCGAAAGUGUUUUUGCAUCACCUGACACCAUUAAUUGAGCUAGAUACUUUCACCGAUCUUUGGUUGGAAAUUUUAGAUUAUAUUGAAAAAUUUAUGAAAGUUGGCUCCGAUAUGUUAUAUGAACAAAUGCUGGAGAUUUUAAAAAAUAUGCUUUUAGUAAUGCAUUCCGUAAGGGUAUUUCACUGUAAUGAUGGUACUCUUCAUGUUCCGUUAUGGGAAUUAACCUGGAAAAGAAUUGAAGAGUUUCUACCGAAUCUACUCGAGGAGCUUUUCAACGAUGAAAGAAAUCGACCUCAAAUGAUGUCACAAAUAAACGAUAAAAAUAUAGCAAGUGUACCACAUGUAGCUAUAUUACCCCAAAAAAGCACAGGAAAAACUUGCAGUAGUGAAGAAAUUAAUGUACAGGAUGAAAAUUCACUUGAAAAAGUGGAAUCACAUACAUCCAGUAUUAUUUUACAGCCACCGACAAAUACUGUAAAGGAACAAUCAUUUAUAUUAACACAGGUAAACACUCCAAUUCUUAUUCCACAACAACCGUGCAACACGGUUACAGGCAGUCCACUUCUGCAGCAACCAACACCACCUAUAGUUCAGCCUGUUCCAAUCGCUGCAUCUGCAAUCCCUGUAACGCCAAUGAGCACUAAAUGUUCAGUGUCACCAUUAGCAGUGUCUAAUAUCGAUAACAAAUCCGACAUUUUACAAUUCUCUGAAAAACUUAUUGUUUCCCCGAAAUCAAUAGCUAAUAUCGAAGAAAUUGUCCACGAACCUUCAAAAACUCACUCAGACACACCACUACAAAUACCUCAAACCGGUGGAUAUGAAUUCUCAAUAGAACUACCAGAAACACCACCAUCGGAUGUUACAAGUGUUCAGGAUUAUUCAACUCAUAUGAUAAUGCAAGAACGAUAUGCUGAAUACUAUCAGCACUUCCAAAUGCAACAAAAGAAUGACCUAAUUAAUUCCAGUUCGCCGCCUCCUGAAUUAAUGCCAAAUGUGCCAAUGAGUCAUGUGUUAGCAGGUAGUGAAUAUGUUAGUCUGAGCAACCAGCCUUCAUCAUCCAUUGUGCAAAGUUUUUCACCUGUAUUUGUGGAAUCGCAACCAUCGCUUUCAGGAUCCGAUAUAUACAUGGACUACGCUAAGAAUCCAUAUAAUCUUACAAUGCAACAACAACAAGAAUCAGGUAGAGCCGAUAAAGUAGAGUCGACUGACCCGAUAUGUUCAGGGGACCCACCACAAGUUAUAAAUAUGUUCCAAUCUACGAACUAUUUUGGAACAAAUGUAGAUCCUAGUUCCAUUCCGCCAGGAUCCGAAAUGCUCUUUGGAAACCCCUAGGAACUAAGCAAAAAAUUUUACUUGGCGACCUAAUUAUUCAUUUAGUUUAAGUUCGUCCGUUUCAGCUGUUGAUUAUUUGGUGGUACUUCAUUCUGCGGUGAAACAUUCCAAUCAGUACGAGUUAGCAUCAAAUUUUAAGCUUCAAUUUUUAGGUGUUAAAUAGUUGUAUGUGUUAAAUCAAUCAUCGAUUUUGUUGAUUAUUUGUCCUCAAUAUAGUUUUAUUCCAUAUCGUUUUACCCUCAUUACCUCUAUAUUAUUUGUUGCGUUUAUCCCUGUACAUAGUAUUUAAUUGGAAGUUAAGAUAAAACUGAUAAGAAUCAACAAAAAAACGAGAUGAACAAUAAUUUUGCAAAUAAAAAUGUUCAGUCAAUUUUAAUUCUAAACUGUAAUCGCAAAAAAAAUGUUAUAUAUAUAUAUUAUACAAAACUUAUAAAAUCAAUUAAAAAGAGAAGUAAAUAAAAUUUAAAUUGUAUAAACUA